Nerophis ophidion (straightnose pipefish) is the source of this 13550-nucleotide messenger RNA. It is a transcript of the gene otol1b, whose product is annotated as otolin 1b. Bases 11705 to 13438 code for a protein of 577 amino acids. The transcript is spliced from 7 exons. NCBI's taxonomy places the organism in Eukaryota, Metazoa, Chordata, Actinopteri, Syngnathiformes, Syngnathidae. Gene Ontology annotation, molecular function: protein binding. The record is from RefSeq and is a predicted model, not a curated record.
ACAAUUUCUGAAGGGGUUAAAACCAAUAAAAAUCAGUUCCCAGUUGCUUAUUUAAUUUUUCGAAGAUUUCUCACAAUUUGUGAGAAUGGUUGCCCCGGGAGAUUUACGAGCCGGGCAACCCCACAACAAGAGGUUUGCAAAAAGUAGGAUCUUAAAGGGGGAACAUUAUCACAAUUUCUGAAGGGGUUAAAACCAAUAAAAAUCAGUUCCCAGUUGCUUAUUUUAUUUUUCGAAGAUUUCUCAAAAUUUGUGAGAAUGGUUGCCCCGGGAUAUUUACGAGACGGUCUGCCCCACAACAAGAGGUUUACAAAAAGUAGGAUCUUAAAGGGGGAACAUUAUCACAAUUUCUGAAGGGGUUAAAACCAAUAAAAAUCAGUUCCCAGUUGCUUAUUUUAUUUUUCGAAGAUUUCUCAAAAUUUGUGAGAAUGGUUGCCCCGGGAGAUUUACGAGCCGGUCUGCCCCACAACAAGAGGUUUGCAAAAAGUAGGAUCUUAAAGGGGGAACAUUAUCACAAUUUCUGAAGGGGUUAAAACCAAUAAAAAUCAGUUCCCAGUUGCUUAUUUUAUUUUUCGAAGAUUUCUCAAAAUUUGUGAGAAUGGUUGCCCCGGGAGAUUUACGAGCCGGUCUGCCCCACAACAAGAGGUUUGCAAAAAGUAGGAUCUUAAAGGGGGAACAUUAUCACAAUUUCUGAAGGGGUUAAAACCAAUAAAAAUCAGUUCCCAGUUGCUUAUUUAAUUUUUCGAAGAUUUCUCACAAUUUGUGAGAAUGGUUGCCCCGGGAGAUUUACGAGCCGGGCAACCCCACAACAAGAGGUUUGCAAAAAGUAGGAUCUUAAAGGGGGAACAUUAUCACAAUUUCUGAAGGGUUAAAACCAAUAAAAAUCAGUUCCCAGUUCCUUAUUUUAUUUUUCGAAGAUUUCUCAAAAUUUGUGGGAAUGGUUGCCCCGGGAGAUUUACGAGCCGGUCUGCCCCACAACAAGAGGUUUGCAAAAAGUAGGAUCUUAAAGGGGGAACAUUAUCACAAUUUCUGAAGGGGUUAAAACCAAUAAAAAUCAGUUCCCAGUUGCUUAUUUUAUUUUUCGAAGAUUUCUCAAAAUUUGUGAGAAUGGUUGCCCCGGGAGAUUUACGAGACGGUCUGCCCCACAACAAGAGGUUUACAAAAAGUAGGAUCUUAAAGGGGGAACAUUAUCACAAUUUCUGAAGGGGUUAAAACCAAUAAAAAUCAGUUCCCAGUUGCUUAUUUUAUUUUUCGAAGAUUUCUCAAAAUUUGUGAGAAUGGUUGCCCCGGGAGAUUUACCAACCGGUCUGCCCCACAACAAGAGGUUUGCAAAAAGUAGGAUCUUAAAAGGGGAACAUUAUCACAAUUUUUGAAGGGGUUAAAACCAAUAAAAAUCAGUUCCCAGUUGCUUAUUUUAUUUUUCGAAGAUUUCUCAAAAUUUGUGAGAACGGUUGCCCCAGGAGAUUUACGAGCCGGUCUGCCCCACAACAAGAGGUUUGCAAAAAGUAGGAUCUUAAAGGGGGAACAUUAUCACAAUUUCCGAAGGGGUUAAAACCAAUAAAAAUCAGUUCCCAGUUGCUUAUUUUAUUUUUCGAAGAUUUCUCAAAAUUUGUGAGAAUGGUUGCCCCGGGAGAUUUACGAGCCGGUCUGCCCCACAACAAGAGGUUUACAAAAAGUAGGAUCUUAAAGGGGGAACAUUAUCACAAUUUCUGAAGGGGUUAAAACCAAUAAAAAUCAGUUCCCAGUUGCUUAUUUUAUUUUUCGAAGAUUUCUCAAAAUUUGUGAGAAUGGUUGCCCCGGGAGAUUUACGAGCCGGUCUGCCCCACAACAAGAGGUUUGCAAAAAGUAGGAUCUUAAAGGGGGAACAUUAUCACAAUUUCUGAAGGGGUUAAAACCAAUAAAAAUCAGUUCCCAGUUGCUUAUUUUAUUUUUCGAAGAUUUCUCAAAAUUUGUGAGAAUGGUUGCCCCGGGAGAUUUACGAGCCGGUCUGCCCCACAACAAGAGGUUUGCAAAAAGUAGAAUCUUAAAGGGGGAACAUUAUCACAAUUUCUGAAGGGGUUAAAACCAAUAAAAAUCAGUUCCCAGUUGCUUAUUUAAUUUUUCGAAGAUUUCUCAAAAUUUGUGAGAAUGGUUGCCCUGGGAGAUUUACGAGCCGGGCAACCCCACAACAAGAGGUUUGCAAAAAGUAGGAUCUUAAAGGGGGAACAUUAUCACAAUUUCUGAAGGGUUAAAACCAAUAAAAAUCAGUUCCCAGUUCCUUAUUUUAUUUUUCGAAGAUUUCUCAAAAUUUGUGGGAAUGGUUGCCCCGGGAGAUUUACGAGCCGGUCUGCCCCACAACAAGAGGUUUGCAAAAAGUACGAUCUUAAAGGGGGAACAUUAUCACAAUUUCUGAAGGGGUUAAAACCAAUAAAAAUCAGUUCCCAGUUGCUUAUUUUAUUUUUCGAAAAUUUCUCAAAAUUUGUGAGAAUGUUUGCCCCGGGAGAUUUACGAGCCGGUCUGCCCCACAACAAGAGGCUUGCAAAAAGUAGGAUCUUAAAGGGGGAACAUUAUCACAAUUUCUGAAGGGGUUAAAUCCAAUAAAAAUCAGUUCCCAGUUGCUUAUUUAAUUUUUCGAAGAUUUCUCACAAUUUGUGAGAAUGGUUGCCCCGGGAGAUUUACGAGCCGGUCUGCCCCACAACAAGAGGUUUGCAAAAAGUAGGAUCUUAAAGGGGGAACAUUAUCACAAUUUCUGAAGGGGUUAAAACCAUUAAAAAUCAGUUCCCAGUUGCUUAUUUUAUUUUUCGAAGAUUUCUCAAAAUUUGUGAGAAUGGUUGCCCCGGGAGAUUUACGAGCCGGUCUGCCCCACAACAAGAGGUUUGCAAAAAGUAGGAUCUUAAAAGGGGAACAUUAUCACAAUUUCUCAAGGGGUUAAAACCAAUAAAAAUCAGUUCCCAGUUGCUUAUUUUAUUUUUCGAAGAUUUCUCAAAAUUUGUGAGAAUGGUUGCCCCGGGAGAUUUACGAGCCGGUCUGCCCCACAACAAGAGGUUUGCAAAAAGUAGGAUCUUAAAGGGGAACAUUAUCACAAUUUCUGAAGGGGUUAAAACCAUUAAAAAUCAAUUCCCAGUUGCUUAUUUUAUUUUUCGAAGAUUUCUCAAAAUUUGUGAGAAUGGUUGCCCCGGGAGAUUUACGAGCCGGUCUGCUCCACAACAAGAGGUGUGCAAAAAGUAGGAUCUUAAAGGGGGAACAUUAUCACAAUUUCUGAAGGGGUUAAAACCAAUAAAAAUCAGUUCCCAGUUGCUUAUUUUAUUUUUCGAAGAUUUCUCAAAAUUUGUGAGAAUGGUUGCCCCGGGAGAUUUACGAGCCGGUCUGCCCCACAACAAGAGGUUUGCAAAAAGUAGGAUCAUAAAGGGGAACAUUAUCACAAUUUCUGAAGGGGUUAAAACCAAUAAAAAUCAGUUCCCAGUUGCUUAUUUUAUUUUUCGAAGAUUUCUCAAAAUUUGUGAGAAUGGUUGCUCCGGGAGAUUUACGAGCCGGUCUGCCCCACAACAAGAGGUUUGCAAAAAGUAGGAUCUUAAAGGGGGAACAUUAUCACAAAUUCUGAAGGGGUUAAAACCAAUAAAAAUCAGUUCCCAGUUGCUUAUUUUAUUUUUCGAAGAUUUCUCAAAAUUUGUGAGAAUGGUUGCCCCGGGAGAUUUACGAGCCGGUCUGCCCCACAACAAGAGGUUUGCAAAAAGUAGGAUAUUAAAGGGGGGAACAUUAUCACAAUUUCUGAAGGAGUUAAAACCAAUAAAAAUCAGUUCCCAGUUGCUUAUUUUAUUUUUCGAAGAUUUCUCAAAAUUUGUGGGAAUGGUUGCCUCGGGAGAUUUACGAGCCGGUCUGCCCCACAACAAGAGGUUUGCAAAAAGUAGGAUCUUAAAGGGGGAACAUUAUCACAAUUUCUGAAGGGGUUAAAACCAAUAAAAAUCAGUUCCCAGUUGCUUAUUUUAUUUUUCGAAGAUUUCUCAAAAUUUGUGAGAAUGGUUGCCCCGGGAGAUUUACGAGCCGGUCUGCCCCACAACAAGAGGUUUGCAAAAAGUAGGAUCUUAAAGGGGGAACAUUAUCACAAUUUCUGAAGGGGUUAAAACCAAUAAAAAUCAGUUCCCAGCUGCUUAUUUAAUUUUUCAAAGAUUUCUCAAAAUUUGUGAGAAUGGUUGCCCCGGGAGAUUUACGAGCCGGUCUGCCCCACAACAAGAGGUUUGCAAAAAGUAGGGUCUUAAAGGGGAACAUUAUCACAAUUUCUGAAGGGGUUAAAACCAAUAAAAAUCAGUUCCCAGUUGCUUAUUUUAUUUUUCAAAGAUUUCUCAAAAUUUGUGAGAAUGGUUGCCCCGGGAGAUUUACGAGCCGGUCUGCCCCACAACAAGAGGUUUGCAAAAAGUAGGAUCUUAAAGGGGGAACAUUAUCACAAUUUCUGAAGGGGUUAAAUCCAAUAAAAAUCAGUUCCCAGUUGCUUAUUUUAUUUUUCGAAGAUUUCUCACAAUUUGUGAGAAUGGUUGCUCCGGGAGAUUUACGAGCCGGUCUGCCCCACAACAAGAGGUUUGCAAAAAGUAGGAUCUUAAAGGGGGAACAUUAUCACAAUUUCUGAAGGGGUUAAAACCAUUAAAAAUCAGUUCCCAGUUGCUUAUUUUAUUUUUCGAAGAUUUCUCAAAAUUUGUGAGAAUGGUUGCCCCGGGAGAUUUACGAGCCGGUCUGCCCCACAACAAGAGGUUUGCAAAAAGUAGGGUCUUAAAGGGGGAACAUUAUCACAAUUUCUGAAGGGGUUAAAACCAAUAAAAAUUUGUUCCCAGUUGCUUAUUUUAUUUUUCGAAAAUUUCUCAAAAUUUGUGAGAAUGUUUGCCCCGGGAGAUUUACGAGCCGGUCUGCCCCACAACAAGAGGUUUGCAAAAAGUAUGAUCUUAAAGGGGGAACAUUAUCACAAUUUCUGAAGGGGUUAAAUCCAAUAGAAAUCAGUUCCCAGUUGCUUAUUUUAUUUUUCGAAGAUUUCUCACAAUUUGUGAGAAUGGUUGCCCCGGGAGAUUUACGAGCCGGUCUGCCCCACAACAAGAGGUUUGCAAAAAGUAGGAUCUUAAAGGGGGAACAUUAUCACAAUUUCUGAAGGGGUUAAAACCAUUAAAAAUCAGUUCCCAGUUGCUUAUUUUAUUUUUCGAAGAUUUCUCAAAAUUUGUGAGAAUGGUUGCCCCGGGAGAUUUACGAGCCGGUCUGCCCCACAACAAGAGGUUUGCAAAAAGUAGGAUCUUAAAGGGGGAACAUUAUCACAAUUUCUGAAGGGGUUAAAACCAAUAAAAAUCAGUUCCCAGUUGCUUAUUUUAUUUUUCGAAGAUUUCUCAAAAUUUGUGAGAAUGGUGGCCCCGGGAGAUUUACGAGCCGGUCUGCCCCACAACAAGAGGUUUGCAACAAGUAGGAUCUUAAAAGGGGAACAUUAUCACAAUUUCUCAAGGGGUUAAAACCAAUAAAAAUCAGUUCCCAGUUGCUUAUUUUAUUUUUCGAAGAUUUCUCAAAAUUUGUGAGAAUGGUUGCUCCGGGAGAUUUACGAGCCGGUCUGCCCCACAACAAGAGGUUUGCAAAAAGUAGGAUAUUAAAGGGGGAACAUUAUCACAAUUUCUGAAGGGGUUAAAACCAAUAAAAAUCAGUUCCCAGUUGCUUAUUUUAUUUUUCGAAGAUUUCUCAAAAUUUGUGGGAAUGGUUGCCUCGGGAGAUUUACGAGCCGGUCUGCCCCACAACAAGAGGUUUGCAAAAAGUAGGAUCUUAAAGGGGGAACAUUAUCACAAUUUCUGAAGGGGGUUAAAACCAAUAAAAAUCAGUUCCCAGUUGCUUAUUUUAUUUUUCGAAGAUUUCUCAAAAUUUGUGAGAAUGGUUGCCCCGGGAGAUUUACGAGCCGGUCUGCCCCACAACAAGAGGUUUGCAAAAAGUAGGAUCUUAAAGGGGGAACAUUAUCACAAUUUCUGAAGGGGUUAAAACCAAUAAAAAUCAGUUCCCAGCUGCUUAUUUUAUUUUUCAAAGAUUUCUCAAAAUUUGUGAGAAUGGUUGCCCCGGGUGAUUUACGAGCCGGUCUGCCCCACAACAAGAGGUUUGCAAAAAGUAGGGUCUUAAAGGGGAACAUUAUCACAAUUUCUGAAGGGGUUAAAACCAUUAAAAAUCAGUUCUCAGUUGCUUAUUUUAUUUUUCAAAGAUUUCUCCAAAUUUGUGAGAAUGGUUGCCCCGGGAGAUUUACGAGCCGGUCUGCCCCACAACAAGAGGUUUGAUAAAAGUAGGAUCUUAAAGGGGGAACAUUAUCACAAUUUCUGAAGGGUUAAAACCAAUAAAAAUUUGUUCCCAGUUGCUUAUUUUAUUUUUCGAAAAUUUCUCAAAAUUUGUGAGAAUGUUUGCCCCGGGAGAUUUACGAGCCGGUCUGCCCCACAACAAGAGGUUUGCAAAAAGUAUGAUCUUAAAGGGGGAACAUUAUCACAAUUUCUGAAGGGGUUAAAUCCAAUAGAAAUCAGUUCCCAGUUGCUUAUUUUAUUUUUCAAAGAUUUCUCACAAUUUGUGAGAAUGGUUGCCCCGGGAGAUUUACGAGCCGGUCUGCCCCACAACAAGAGGUUUGCAAAAAGUAGGAUCUUAAAGGGGGAACAUUAUCACAAUUUCUGAAGGGGUUAAAACCAUUAAAAAUCAGUUCCCAGUUGCUUAUUUUAUUUUUCGAAGAUUUCUCAAAAUUUGUGAGAAUGGUUGCCCCGGGAGAUUUACGAGCCGGUCUGCCCCACAACAAGAGGUUUGCAAAAAGUAGGAUCUUAAAGGGGAACAUUAUCACAAUUUCUGAAGGGGUUAAAACCAAUAAAAAUCAGUUCCCAGUUGCUUAUUUUAUUUUUCGAAGAUUUCUCAAAAUUUGUGAGAAUGGUGGCCCCGGGAGAUUUACGAGCCGGUCUGCCCCACAACAAGAGGUUUGCAACAAGUAGGAUCUUAAAAGGGGAACAUUAUCACAAUUUCUCAAGGGGUUAAAACCAAUAAAAAUCAGUUCCCAGUUGCUUAUUUUAUUUUUCGAAGAUUUCUCAAAAUUUGUGAGAAUGGUUGCUCCGGGAGAUUUACGAGCCGGUCUGCCCCACAACAAGAGGUUUGCAAAAAGUAGGAUAUUAAAGGGGGAACAUUAUCACAAUUUCUGAAGGGGUUAAAACCAAUAAAAAUCAGUUCCCAGUUGCUUAUUUUAUUUUUCGAAGAUUUCUCAAAAUUUGUGGGAAUGGUUGCCUCGGGAGAUUUACGAGCCGGUCUGCCCCACAACAAGAGGUUUGCAAAAAGUAGGAUCUUAAAGGGGGAACAUUAUCACAAUUUCUGAAGGGGGUUAAAACCAAUAAAAAUCAGUUCCCAGUUGCUUAUUUUAUUUUUCGAAGAUUUCUCAAAAUUUGUGAGAAUGGUUGCCCCGGGAGAUUUACGAGCCGGUCUGCCCCACAACAAGAGGUUUGCAAAAAGUAGGAUCUUAAAGGGGGAACAUUAUCACAAUUUCUGAAGGGGUUAAAACCAAUAAAAAUCAGUUCCCAGCUGCUUAUUUUAUUUUUCAAAGAUUUCUCAAAAUUUGUGAGAAUGGUUGCCCCGGGAGAUUUACGAGCCGGUCUGCCCCACAACAAGAGGUUUGCAAAAAGUAGGGUCUUAAAGGGGAACAUUAUCACAAUUUCUGAAGGGGUUAAAACCAAUAAAAAUCAGUUCUCAGUUGCUUAUUUUAUUUUUCAAAGAUUUCUCAAAAUUUGUGAGAAUGGUUGCCCCGGGAGAUUUACGAGCCGGUCUGCCCCACAACAAGAGGUUUGAUAAAAGUAGGAUCUUAAAGGGGGAACAUUAUCACAAUUUCUGAAGGGUUAAAACCAAUAAAAAUCAGUUCCUAGUUGCUUAUUUUACUUUUCGAAGAUUUCUCAAAAUUUGUGAGAAUGGUUGCCCCGGGAGAUUUACGAGCCGGUCUGCCCCACAAGAGGUUUGCAAAAAGUAGGAUCUUAAAGGGGGAACAUUAUCACAAUUUCUGAAGGGGUUAAAACCAAUAAAAAUCAGUUCCCAGUGGCUUAUUUUAUUUUUCGAAGUUUUUCUCAAAAUUUUACCCAUCAUGCAAUAUCCCGAAAAACGGCUUCAAAGUGCCUGAUUUUUACCAUCAGUAUAUCCACCCGUCCAUUAUCCUGUGAUGUCACUGUGUGAAGCCAGCAGAAGCAAACAUGGUGGAUAGCACAGAAAGGUAUAGCGAUAGUAUCUCAGAUUCAGACUCUGAUUUCAGCGGCGUAAGCGAUUCAACAGAUUACGCAUGUAUUGAAACGGAUGGUUGGAGUGUGGAGGCAGGUAUAGUGAAAACGAAACUGAAGCCGUUGAGACAUAUUGCUUUGAACCGCAUACAAGCGAAAACGACACGACAGACAGCAACACGGGAGGAAGCGAGGACGAAUUCGGCGAUCGCCUUCUAACCAACGAUUGGUAUGUGUUUGUUUGGCAUUAAAGGAAACAAACUAACAACUACAAACUAGGUUUACAUUCUUGUUUCGGUUUUCUGCGCAUUUUUACGGGAUGAUCUGGUGUUGAAAACUGGGCUCUGGGUGAUAUCUGCAAUAUACGAUUAUCGGGUGGACUUUAUUUUCCAUUGUCUCUUAUCACAUUAGACACAAAAUACUGCAUUACACAAGACUACCCGAAUGUACUCGAAUGAUUGGGGGAAAAAAAGUGCUUGCCGUGCUCCCGAGGUUCGUCAUCCAUGAGUAGCUCACGCACUCCGGCAGAUUCAGUGGUGAUCUAUUUUCCAAUAUUGCAGAUUUCUUUAACUUUAUCGUUGGAAAUGCAUUUGCUUUGAGUGUCGCAGGAUAUCCACACAUUCUUGCCAUCUCUGUCGUAGCAUAGCUGUCGUCAGUAAAGUAUGCGGAACAAACGAGGGACCAUUUCGUCGGCUUUCCCCACACCCUCGUAUUUUGAACAAUUAUCGUCCAAUUUCUUGCCACUUUCGCAUCUUUUGGCCAGUGGUGCAACUUGAAUCCGUCUCUGAUCGUGUUGUUACAUCCUCCGACAACUCACCGACGAGGCAUGAUGUCUCCAAGGUACGGGAAAACAGUCGAAAAAACGGAAAAUAACAAAGCUGAUUUGACUUGGUGCGUGUAAUGAGAUUGAGAAAAUGGUGGAUCCCUUCGUGCUGUGACGUCACGGGUAGAAGGUCAUCGCUCCGACAGGCUAUCAAUUGAAAGGCGUUUAAAUCGGCAAAUUCACCCUUUUAGAGUUUGGAAAUCGGUUAAAAAAGAUAUGGUCUUUUUUUUUCUGCACCAUCAAGGUAUAUAUCAGGGGUAGGGAACCUAUGGCUCUAGAGGCAGAUGUGGCUCUUUUGAUGACUGCAUCUGGCUCUCUUAACACAAUAAGUAAUGAAUAAUUCCACUUGUAAUCAUAGUGUUAAAAUAACAUUCAAAAUAUAAAACAUUCUCAUGCAUUUUUAUGUUCAAGAAGUUGCAUUAAUGGUAAGAAGUAAUUUAUUUAUUAUUGGUUAGUGUUGGGCUUGCCCUCCUGGGGGUUCUUCAGACCACCAAGCACCGAUAUGAGAGCCUUUUUUAGGGUUAAAAUAUAUAUAUUUUUUUCAAUUAGUCUCUCAGUUGCUUUCCAGCAAUUGUCUUUUUCCUCUUUCGUCCUCAUUCGCCCUCUGGCUCCAGCUCCAGCCCCAACCCUGUCUCUCCUCCCGGCUGCUGCUUAUAACAGAGCGACAGGUGAUUAGAUAACAAGGCCCAGGUGGGCCAUCUACGCACCUGUCGCUGAUUUCGAGGCCGGUCCUGGCAACAUCCUGCUUUGCUGCAGGCCCGCAGGCCACGCCCCCUCCACAGUUAGCUUCAGAAUAACAAUGUUAUUGCAAAGAACAAGAGACCUAUUAGACUCUGGAAAUGUUGGUCUUACUUAAAAAUGCACGCGUUUAGCUGUGUUCAGUGUUAAAAAAAUAUUAUAUGGCUCUUAGGGGAAUACAUUUUGAAAUAUUUGGCUUCUUGGCUCUCUUAGCCAAAAAGGUUCCCGACCCCUGGUAUAUAUUGACGCUUACAUAGGUCUGGUGAUAAUGUUCCCCUUUAAAGUGGCCCUGAGAGACCAACAAUGCCCAUAAUUCAUCUAUAGACACGGCUCUACUGCAGGGGUGCCCAUCAGGUGGACGGCGAAGGGUGUGUUGUCCGGGUGGAAAUCGGGAGAAAUUUGUGAGAAUGGUUGCCCCGGUAGAUUUUCGGGAGGGGCACUGAAAUUCGGGACUCUCCCGGGAAAAUCGGGAGGGUUGGCAAGUAUGCGUACGAGCCGGUCUGCCCCACAACAAGAGGUUUGCAAAAAGAAGGAUCUUAAUGACUGCAAUGGCGGACUCGCACAAAGAUCUUGGGUACAUUUCUACCAUGUAUGGAUAUGUCACCAAUUGGAGAAACCUCCCAAAUUGGGCAAAUUCCAAAUAUCUCAAUUGGAGGACGUUUGAAGGAAGGCGGGAUUGUUUUUCAAAUAUCUUCCACGCUUACAUGGUUUGAUUUCAUAUUUUCAGGUCCUAUGCAGAUCCAAAAUGCACAAAAACAUGUACCAAUAGCUAAGGAAAGCUACUGUGGUUUCCCUUUAUCAAUCAAAGACUUUUUACAUAGCCCUAAAAACAAAUGAAGUGCACUUUUGUGCAUGAUGUCACACAAGAUAUAUCAAUGUGUAAAAUAAAAAUGAGCUGCAUAAUAGGAAAUCAAACAGUGUAUGUCCUUCACUAUGUGGUAGGUUCCUGCAGACGUUAUCUCCUUCUGACUAUUUUUUCCAUACGGUGUUGGGCAUUUUGUGGGUGUGGCACUGGCCGGAGAUGUUGACAUGCGGAGUUUCAAGCACUCUUCAUUCUCUAGCGGGUGACUUUUCAAAUGAUGCUACAAAUUAGCAGUAAUGCUACUUUUUGUAGCAACGCUUUUGCCGCAUACUUGACAUAUUACGGUUGUCUGUUCAACAUCUUCCCGCUUGAUGCCACACCACCGCCAGACGAUGGGAAUUAAUUAUUCUUCCUUCAUUUGUUACCAGAUUUGCACCUUCAAUCAAUCAAUGUUUACUUAAAUAGCCCUAAAUCACGAGUGUCUCAAAGGGCCGCACAAGCCACAACGACAUCCUGGACUCAGAUCCCACAUCAGGACAAGGAAAAAACUCAACGCAAUGGGAUGACAAUGAGGUAAAUUACUGUAAACUGUAUAGCUGCUGGAACAUUCUAACACUUAUUCCCAUCAUGAAUAAAGCGCCUGCGAGAGGCCUAAGGAGAGAAGAUGCCUUCUAUUUUUUAAUGCAGUUUUUGUUUAUCAUGUUCAUACAAAAACAGAAAAGGGAAUAGUUAUGAGGCUGAAGUGUUCUUUCUUUCUUUGAUAAAAAGGCACAAAGCUGACACAAUAGUGUUCAGCACAUUCAGAGACUUCAUAACAGACAAAGUCACCAAACCUGUUUUCCGCAGGUGAAGGUGCAAAAACAAAAGCGCACAGGUUUCACUUUCUGCUGCAUUGUAGGGGCGGAGCCUGGUCCUAGUCUUUGCUUGUUUCCCUCUAGGUACUCCAGCUUGGGUUAUGUCAGGUGAAUGGGUGACUUCAGUUGUCCACAGGUGUGAAGCGGGGGCAUGAAGCAAGUUCUAGGCCCCCCACGAAGGACUCCUGAAGGUCCCCUUAUUAUCCCUCCCUGAACCCCAAGGUCAUCCCGCCUCACACACACUUGAUCUAUCUGAGGAUGUGGGGUCUUUGGCAACUCGAGUGUGUCCAUGGCUCAGAAACCCGAUGGCAAUCAGCACAAGAGUUUGACCCGAAAAAUACUUCCGGACAAAAAACGAAUUAAUCUCUAUCUAUGGCUGUCCAUCGAUUUCGAUGAUGACAGGGACUUAGGUCUUGCACAGUGGUUCUCCUCGCGGCCCAUCCAGGCUACCCUUGUUGGAUUUCAGACCUUCCCCUUGUUGUCCCUUCUUGCUUCAGCCUGGCAGAGGUAUCAGAUGGAGCUGGAGCAGCAGGGGGAUGCCUCUAAACCACCGCCAGAUAGGAUAAAUGACCAUUUAUGCACAGCUGGAUCCCGUUCAACCAUGAGGAUUCUCUCUGCUCAGUGGAUUCUUCUGGCUAUUGUCAUGGUUACACUCACCGUUGAGGCCAAAACUACAGCCAAGCCCAAGUACCAGCAUACCAAGAAACCUCUGUCCCCCGGUACACCUAAGCCCAAGACCGGCUCAGACAACAACAACAACAACAACCCCGUGGAGCCUCACCCGCUACUCAGCCCGGCCAGAACCACCAACCCAAGUGGUCUUUUCCCUCAGGAUGCAAGCACAGAGCCCCCUGCUGUGGGUGCUGAGAACUACACAUUGGAUUACAGCGAGUGCUACUUCAAUUUCUGUGACUGCUGCCCACCCGAGAGAGGCCCCCGGGGGCCAAAGGGCGACAACGGCCCGCCAGGGCCACCAGGGGAAAGAGGCCUUACAGGAUCAGCUGGUACACCUGGACCACCAGGUGUGUUCGGACCAAAGGGGGUCAAAGGAGACAAAGGGGAUAAGGGUGACCGGGGGAACACCGGCCCGGGAGGACACCCUGGAGGUCACGGGAAACCAGGGCAGAAAGGUGAUGGUGCACCAAAAGGACAGAAAGGUGAGAAGGGGACGCAAGGAGUUAAAGGUGUUGCCGGGCAGAAAGGCGACGCUGGUCAGAACGGGACUGCUGGUGAGAAAGGAGAACCGGGAAAAGAGGGGCCAGCUGGACCCCCAGGAGUGACUCUGGGGCUGGGUCUUAAAGGGGAUAAAGGGGAUAAGGGGGAAUGUGGCACAUUCGGGGAGAGGGGGCCGAAAGGUGAUCGAGGAGACACGGGGUCUGCGGGAAUCCCAGGAGCAAUGGGAAUCCCCGGAAUGAACGGCAAGCACGGGGCACCGGGUCCUAUAGGAGUCAGCGGGGAUCCCGGACCUCCCGGAGCACAGGGGGAAACUGGGGUGAGAGGGUCUCAGGGACCUGAAGGCGUAAGAGGGAUGCAAGGCUCCAAGGGGGAUAGAGGUUAUCCCGGGAUGAGAGGGGACCGGGGGAUGCGGGGCUUUAAAGGAGCAAAAGGGUCCGGUCUUCCCCAAAAGCGCUCGGCCUUCAGCGUUGGAAUCUCUCCCAGAAAGUCCUUCCCUCCGUCCGGCUUCCCCGUCCGCUUUGACAAAGUCUUCUACAACGAGGAGAACCACUUCAAUGUCAGCAGCAACAGCUUCAUGUGUGUCCACGCCGGCGUCUACGUCUUCUCCUUCCACAUCACCGUGCGCAAUCAGCCCCUACGCGCCACGUUGGUGGUCAACGGCUCGCGGCGGGUUCGGACGCGGGACUCGCUGUACGGGCAAGACAUCGACCAGGCGUCCACUCUGGUGGUGCUGAGGUUGGCGGUGGGUGACCGGGUGUGGAUGGAGACCCUCAGGGAUUGGAACGGGGUGUACGCCAGCAGUGAGGACGACAGCAUCUUCUCGGGAUUUCUACUUUACUCACCCUGACGCCGAUACCGUGUACUCGUGAACUCUUUACGCAUCUUGCAUUUUGUGUCAAGUCAAGGACUACUGGACAUGGUUUUCAUUGUCAGCUCCUUUUCAAUUAAAAAACCCUUGA